Molecule: messenger RNA, 1053 nt
Organism: Mycena indigotica
Lineage: Eukaryota; Fungi; Basidiomycota; Agaricomycetes; Agaricales; Mycenaceae
Exons: 2
Coding region: 19-1053 (344 amino acids)
Source: RefSeq, a predicted model, not a curated record
UGCCUUUCUACUCCCACCAUGGACGCGCCGCUAGAGCUCCACCGCGUCGCGGAGCUGUGGUUUGACGACGGGAACAUCGUGCUGCAGGCGGGGCGCGCGCAGUAUAGGGUGUACCGCGGCAUUCUCGCGCGGCAGGCGUCUGUCUUUGGCGACAUGCUCGCGUUUCCGCAGCCCGCCCCGGGCACGUCGGGCGACAAGGUUGACGGGUGUCCGCUGGUGCAGCUGCAGGAUGCGGAGGCGGAGCUUACGCCGUUUUUGAAGGCCAUCUUUGUGCCUUUCUCCUUCCGGCCGUUCCCGGCGCCGACGACCGCCGACAUGGUCGUCGGGUGUGCGCGGCUGGGGCACAAGUACAAUGCGCCCAUCAUCCGCCGCCUUGCACUUACGCACCUGACCUCCGCGCUGCGCACGACACUCGCGGAGAGCGACGCGACCUGUUACGAGACGGACAAGUCGGACCGCGGGCCGAGCGCCGUCGCGUCGUGGGACUGCGCGUGGGAAGACCACCUGAUCGCUCUGGUGCAGCUCGCGCGAGAAAUCGACGCGCCGUGGCUGCUGCCGUCGCUGUUCUAUCUGAUCGCGAGCAAACUGGACAGCAUCGCGGGGCAGCUCGUCAACGGGACGGUCAUCCACGGCGCCCCGGCCCGGCUCGAUCCCGGGGACCAAGAGCGCGUCCUUCGCGGGGCCAGCAGGCAGCAGCAGGCCGCGUGGACCCUGGCCGAGUUCAUGACGCCCGCGCCGCCGAGCGUGUGCCACAAGGACACUGGCAUGUGCCCGCUGCGGAUCAUGCGCACGGCGACGUCCGCGCCGUUCCGCGACCACGUGCACCGCCACUCGCAAGUGCCGCUCUCCUUGUUCGAUGAGCGCUUGGGCGAUGACUGGCAGGGCGCCGACUGGCAGGCGGUUUGUCAGACGUGCAAGGCGCAUCUGCACGGGGAGCUCAAGGCGGCCCGCGGGGCGUUCUGGGAUUCGCUGCCCGAGCUGUAUGGCCUCCCGACGUGGGCGGAGUUGGAGAACCUGAAGCAGGCGGCCAUCGGGGAUGAUUUGCUUCUGUAA